GAAAGCAGUCGUGUAGAAAGUAUUCAGCUGGGCUGUUUCGCCUUCCCACAGAGAGACAAAACGCUUUAGUAAAGUAGGAAAGGAAGAACAAACAUAGCUAUCGAAAAGUUAAUCAGUGGACCUUAUAUACAGGAGAAGUUGACGGGAUUCGCCAAGUUCAAGCAAGCAGCAGCUUCCUGAUUGCAUCCGCUUCUGAGACCCUCAACCCCCUCCAAAACCAAAUUAUUAGUACUAGAGUAGUAAAGGCUCUAACAGACAAGUACGCUCAGCAGCCAAAAAAAAAAAAACCCGCCCCCCCCCAAAAAAAAAAACCCCGGCAUAGAAAUGUUCCGUCGGGUUGCCUUUCCGCGGCUCGUGAGCGCCUCCGUCGCGAUGCGCUUCAACCAGGGCGUGACAUCGGUCGGUGCGAUUCCGAAGUCGGCACCUGCUGCUGCUACCGCCGCCUCCUCCGGUCCUUACAUGCCCGCCUACUCGGAGGUGCAGGGCACCACAGGCACGCCGGUGCUGGACCAGCUCAUUGGUUACUACGUGAACAUUCAAUCCCGAAAAAUGUACUACAAAGACUUCCUCCGCAUUGAGCACCAGGCCGUCCGCUGGGCCUUUGCGGACAUCCGCAAAAACAGCGAAGCACUGGCCCACGGGUUGCUGCAGACCGGUGUGCGACCGGGCGACCGCGUGCUGGCCAUUCAGCCCUGCAACUGUGAGACCUUCGUCAUGCAGCUCGCGUGCGCCAAGAUCGGUGCGCUGUUGUGCGUGGUGCCCCAGGAGGCCAUCAGCGCCGAUAAGCUGCGGUUUUACCUGAACGAGUUUCAACCCCGCCACCUCGUGGCGCGCGAGUGGAUCAACGUACCGGAGGUGAAGCAGGGCGAGUUAGUGGAGCGCAACAUGCACUUCUGGGACACGAUCUACAACGUCAUCCCUGAGCUCGGUCUCUCCUACCCGGGUCAGAAGUUCCAGUGGGUGCACUCGCAGGAGUUCUACUACCUCAAGAAGAUCAUCAUCACGGACCACAACAUGAACCUUCUCGGUGUCACACCGAUGCGCAAGAUGCUUGUGUGGGGCCCCUUCUCCUACUACGAGCAGCGUCUGCGCCGUCUGUCGGCGCUGCUGCACCCCGACGAUCCAGUGCUAGCGCUCGAGGACCCCUACCCGGCCAUGGAGGACAAGCUGCACGUCACCUACUCCCACCGCAACUGCGUCAACGCCGGCUUUUUCUUCAGUCAGCUCAUGCGCUUUAAGGCAGAGACGCGCUUCGGUGUCAUGCCGAACCACCACACCGACCCUGUAGGCGCCAUCGUCGCACCCUACGCUGCUCUCACGUCCGGCGCGGUGCUCGUGCACAUCCACUCCGACAUGUUCACGGACGACCACGCCAUCAACGGUAUUGAGAAGCUUUGCGUGGAGGAGGUGGAGACGCUGCUGGGCCGCAAGAAGGACUUCGACCUGCUGCUGAAGCACGCCGGCAACUUCGACGCUGACCAGUUCGAGCACCUGCACUCCGUCGUCCUCUUUGAGGAUGGCGUGGAGCCGCCCGUGUCGGAGGACUACCUGAAGAAGCUAGCCAAGGCCCUCUGCCUCGAUGACGUUUAUGUGUUCCGUGGCCCUAUAGAGACGUGCUACAUGCUCACGUGGCGCACGCUGCAGAAAGGCCCGCAAGGGAUGGUCCCGCACGCGGAGGCGAAGGUCGUUGGUGAUCGCGGCACGAGCGACGCGAAGGUGCUGGCGGCCGGCACGCGCGGCAACCUCCGCGUGAAGGGACCACACGUCACCGCCGGCUACUACAACAAUGCGGGCUUGAUGACGGAGCUGGUGGAUGAGCACGGCUUCGUUAGCACGAGUCGCGAGGCCACGAUGGACAGCAAAGGCAACCUGGCCCUUCUGUCUCCGCAGACGUACUAA
Leptomonas pyrrhocoris is the source of this 1899-nucleotide messenger RNA. RefSeq lists its product as hypothetical. The transcript has a single exon. The record is from RefSeq and is a predicted model, not a curated record. Gene Ontology annotation, molecular function: medium-chain fatty acid-CoA ligase activity. Gene Ontology annotation, biological process: fatty acid metabolic process. Lineage: Eukaryota; Euglenozoa; Kinetoplastea; Trypanosomatida; Trypanosomatidae. Bases 325 to 1899 code for a protein of 524 amino acids.